Messenger RNA from Sphaerulina musiva SO2202, 792 nucleotides. RefSeq lists its product as uncharacterized. The record is from RefSeq and is a predicted model, not a curated record. NCBI's taxonomy places the organism in Eukaryota, Fungi, Ascomycota, Dothideomycetes, Mycosphaerellales, Mycosphaerellaceae. Bases 82 to 714 code for a protein of 210 amino acids. The transcript has a single exon. Gene Ontology annotation, cellular component: 90S preribosome; nucleus.
AAGCGCAAAUCAAAAAAGCCUCAAGACAUCGACGACUCAACUCUCGAUGCUGAAAAGGGCAUCAAUACCUCGAUCGGUCAGAUGGACAGUGGUCUGCUAGCAGAUUACAUUGCCCAACGAACACGCCGAUUCCAACCAGACUUGAGCCUAGUUGAAGCCGAAGAUUGGAGGUUACCCGAAGCCAGCAUAGCGGACAGCUCAAGCUUUGAGAAAGAUCGCAUCACGGACAACCUGCCCGAUUUCUUGGAAGAAUUUGCAGUGAAGAAGAGCGGGAAAAAAGGAAGCAAAGGUGAUGGAGUCAGCUGGGCGCCCAAAGAGAAGGGUUCACCUCAUACUCUUGUCGUGACAGGCGCUGGACUACGCGCUGCGGAUCUGACGAGGGUGUUGCGGAAAUUCCAGACGAAAGAUGCAAAGGUUGCGAAGCUUUUCGCUAAGCACAUCAAGAAGGCUGAAGCGAGUGAACAAUUGAGCAAGGACAGGAUCAAUAUUGGCGUGGGCACUCCACAGAGGCUCAUGGACUUGUUGGACGAGGGUGCCUUAUUGGACAAGAAGCUGGAUCGAAUUGUGGUGGAUGCCAGCCAUAUCGACAUGAAGAAGAGGGGAGUGCUGGACAUGAAGGAGUUGCAGAUUCCGCUCGUGAAGCUGUUGACGAGGAAGGCGUUCAAGGAGAGAUAUGGCAAUGGGGAAGGCAAGAUUGAACUCUUGUUUUAUUGAGUACCUGUUUGAUCUCCUUCCCAUCUCUCGAGACCGAGGCCAGGCCCUCGGCUAGGGCAGCGUGAAUAUCGUGAAGCG